GCGUGCUGCUUCUUUUUCCACCCCGUGUCUCUUUGCUUCCCUCUCCCAACUACCCAUCUCUCUCUUUCUCCGCAGGGGAGUGGCUUCAUUGGGGACACCAGAAUGCGGUGAAGAAUAUCCGGCCGGCGAGCUUUCUACGGUGGUUUUGCACUGGAAGACAUGGCGUCUGGGGAGAACCCCGUGUGGCUCCCCGACUACGGCCUCAUCGAUAUGGACGACGUGGGGAAUUUUGCUGGAGAUUUUCCCUGCACCGUGGCGGCGGACGAAUUCUACUCGGCGUUGGGUGCCGUGCCGGAGAUCAGUCCAGAAGUGAGUGGUUCAUUUGAGGGUUCUGACUAUCAUGGGAAGUCAUGUCAACUGAAACGCAGCAGGACUGAAUCUUGUGGUGCGUAUGGCUCCAAAGCAAGCAGGGAGAAGCUGCGAAGGGACAAAUUGAAUGACAGGUUCUUGGAGUUGGGUUGCUUAUUGGAGCCUGGAAAGAAGCCUAAGACUGACAAAUCAACUAUACUUUGUGAUGCCAUUCGGGUUGUGAAUCAAUUGAGAAAUGACGCAGAAAAGCGAAAGGAAGAAAAUGAACAACUCGAGGAAAAGGUCAAAGAAUUAAAGGCGGAGAAAAGUGAACUUCGUGAGGAAAAGUUAAAGCUAAAAGCUGAUAAAGAAAGGCUGGAACAGCAGAUGAAAGCAAUAACCAUGCCUGCAGGUUUCCUACCUCAUCCUGCAGCAUUUCAGGCAGCAUUUGCCGCUCAAGCCCCAGCUCCUGGUGUAAAACCUAUGCCGUUUAUGGGUUACCCUGCAAUGCCCAUGUGGCAAUUCCUGCCACCAGCGCUAGUUGAUUCGUCAAAGGAUCCUGCAGGAGUCUCUCCUGGUGCUUAGGUUGCAGUCCCCUUCUGACUGUCAUUUCUGACUGUCAAUUUUUCAUACUUCAUUUUCCCCUUGCUAUGGUACUUCUAGAGUGAACUGCUCUAUUUCUAAUUUUCUUGGAGAUGCUUUAAGUACAACCUAUGUAAGACAAUUGAGGCUUUGGCUUGUAAAUGGGCAAUAAUUUUUUUGUCGAUGGUCAACAAGAAAUCUCAAACCCAUUUUGGUGCA
Nymphaea colorata (pocket water lily) is the source of this 1089-nucleotide messenger RNA. RefSeq names its product transcription factor bHLH115-like. Bases 160 to 873 code for a protein of 237 amino acids. Gene Ontology annotation, molecular function: protein dimerization activity; DNA-binding transcription factor activity. Gene Ontology annotation, biological process: regulation of DNA-templated transcription; intracellular iron ion homeostasis. The transcript is spliced from 5 exons. The record is from RefSeq and is a predicted model, not a curated record. Lineage: Eukaryota; Viridiplantae; Streptophyta; Magnoliopsida; Nymphaeales; Nymphaeaceae.